Ophidiomyces ophidiicola is the source of this 1092-nucleotide messenger RNA. RefSeq names its product TFIIH/NER complex subunit (gene TFB3). Gene Ontology annotation, cellular component: transcription factor TFIIH holo complex. Gene Ontology annotation, biological process: regulation of transcription by RNA polymerase II; positive regulation of cyclin-dependent protein serine/threonine kinase activity; nucleotide-excision repair. The transcript has 3 exons. Lineage: Eukaryota; Fungi; Ascomycota; Eurotiomycetes; Onygenales; Onygenaceae. The record is from RefSeq and is a predicted model, not a curated record. Gene Ontology annotation, molecular function: cyclin-dependent protein serine/threonine kinase activator activity. The coding region runs from base 1 to 1092 and encodes 363 amino acids.
AUGGGCCCUAUCUCCAAUGGCACCCGUACUCACGGGGAAGAGGAUGAGGUCUGUCCUGUCUGCAAAUCCUCCCGCUAUUUGAAUCCGGACAUGAGAUUCCUCAUAAACCCAGAAUGCUACCACAAGAUGUGCGAAUCGUGCGUGGAUCGAAUAUUCUCUUCUGGACCUGCGCCUUGCCCCGUGGCUGGCUGUCACAAGACUCUCCGCAAAAACCGAUUUCGAAAACAGACUUUUGAAGAUAUUGGUGUCGAGAGGGAGGUUGAUAUCAGGAAGAGGGUAAUGGGGAUCUUAAAUCGUCGUGAAGAAGAGUUUGAUGGUAAACGGGCCUGGGAUGACUUUCUGGAACAGCGUGAAGAAAUGAUUGCGAACCUCGUUUACGGCACAGAUGUUGCCAAAACAGAAGCCCAGCUGGCCGAAUACUCGGCCGCAAACGCCGCUUCAAUCCGCCGCAAUAAAUCCCUCGAAUCGCAAGAGUCCGCGUCCUUCCUUGAGCAGCAGACCCUGGAGCAGGAAGCGCUCCGCCAGCGCCGCGAGGCAGCAAGGCAGGACUACGACAACGAACGACGCGCAAAACUCGCCGACCGCGAAGAAAUCAUCUCUCGUCUCGCCACCGGCAACGCCCAGGACGCUGAAGCCAUCGCCCGUGCGGCGAAACGAGCUGGCCAGCUCAAGAAAUCAUCCGCCAGGCGCAGUGAGGAGGAUCGGCUUAAGCGCAAGCGGGCGGCUUUGCUUGCGGAUUCCAAAAUAUCAAGUGGGGCACUGCCACUUGAGACGGCUGAAGCAAGGGCUGGCGAAGGUGCAGGUCUCAUUAAGGGCCUGAAAAGGAUCAAGACCCCCGAACCCGAGAAGCCAUACGACCCUUUCAUGGGCGGCUUGUCCCUUUUUGAACACGAUUACUACACGCUUCUCGACUAUUACCCGUCUCCCUAUCUUGACUCGAUGCGGGAAGAUACUCGUAUUUUAGCUGGGGGUUAUGAUUUGAAGGAAUACUACUCCAGGUCGCUUUUUGAAGCAUUUUCCGGUCUUGGGUGUUUUAUUCAACAAGAGAUUCGGGCUAGAGAUGCUGCUUCUACUUCUAUCCCAAUAUCUUAA